CAGCUGCCCCGGGCUCCGCCCCGAAAACCCUCGCGGUCUGGCGUGCGCCGGCUCCUCCCCCGAAUCCUGCACACGGGGCUGGUCCAGUGGGUCCGCCUCUGGCCUGUCCCCCGGCCGAAGCCAGCCUGCCAUGGAGGGGGAUGUCCCCGCCGCUGCAGCCGCCUGCUACCAGCCGGCCAGCCCCCCGCGGGACGCCUGUGUCUACAACAGCUGCUACUGAUGUUGGCUGAGUGCCUGCUGUGCCCCAGGGGUCCUUUCCUUCUGCCUGCUUCUCUGAUCUCAGCCCAUCACCGUGAAGAAAAUAUUUGGAAGCUUUGUGAAUACAUCAAAAACCAUGACCAGUAUCCUUUAGAAGAGUGCUAUGCUGUCUUCAUAUCUAAUGAGAGGAAGAUGAUACCUAUCUGGAAACAGCAAGCAAGACCUGGAGAUGGACCUGUGAUCUGGGAUUACCAUGUUGUCCUGCUUCAUGUCUCAAGUGGUGGACAGAGCUUCAUUUAUGAUCUUGACACUGUCCUGCCAUUUCCCUGUCCUUUUGACACUUACGUGGAAGAUGCAUUUAAGUCUGAUGAGGACAUCCAUCCACAGUUUAGAAGGAAAUUUCGAGUGAUCCGUGCAGAUUCAUAUUUGAAGAACUUUGCUUCUGACCGAUCUCACAUGAAAGAUUCCAGUGGGAACUGGAGAGAACCUCCUCCAUCAUAUCCCUGCAUCGAAACUGGAGAUUCCAAAAUGAACCUGAAUGAUUUUAUCAGCAUGGAUCCUGAGGUAGGAUGGGGAGCUGUCUACUCCCUGUCUGAGUUUGUACAUCGGUUUGGCAGUCAGAACUACUGAAAGGGACAUCUGGAUGUAAACUAUGGAGAAAUUCUAGGACAUGAACAGUCCAUCUCUUCAUUUGGGACAGCAAACACUAUGGUACAUUUGGCUUGGAAUUAUAUUUUCUUCUUUUAAUUCAGUUGAGUUGAAACAUGAAUGAACAAAAAAAUGAAUAAAAAUAAUUUUUUUAUGGGG
Messenger RNA from Herpailurus yagouaroundi (jaguarundi), 1005 nucleotides. RefSeq names its product N-terminal glutamine amidase 1 (gene NTAQ1). The record is from RefSeq and is a predicted model, not a curated record. Gene Ontology annotation, cellular component: nucleus; cytosol. The transcript has 7 exons. Bases 220 to 828 code for a protein of 202 amino acids. Lineage: Eukaryota; Metazoa; Chordata; Mammalia; Carnivora; Felidae. Gene Ontology annotation, molecular function: protein-N-terminal glutamine amidohydrolase activity; protein-N-terminal asparagine amidohydrolase activity.